This is a messenger RNA of Carcharodon carcharias (great white shark), 1691 nucleotides long. It is a transcript of the gene lrrc42, whose product is annotated as leucine rich repeat containing 42. The transcript is spliced from 8 exons. The record is from RefSeq and is a predicted model, not a curated record. Gene Ontology annotation, molecular function: protein binding. The coding region runs from base 166 to 1416 and encodes 416 amino acids. Lineage: Eukaryota; Metazoa; Chordata; Chondrichthyes; Lamniformes; Lamnidae.
GCCCCCCAGUGUCCGGUUCAUGGUUCCGUGCUCAUCCCCAUAUGAGCUGCCAGGAAGCAGGAGCGUUGGUAAAAUUGCUGCGUUUCACAGCUCAGCCGGGGGUCCUGGUAACUGUUUAGCCGGGGGGUAGCAGGUGGCCGUCGAGGUUUUUCAGAUUGUCUUCCAAUGUCUUCACACACCAGUACAAGUCCUGCAUUUGAAUUUGGGCCUAUCUAUGUACGUGAAAAGGGACAACUUCACCUGUUGAAUGGUGCUUCAAACUUGAAGGCGAGCACUGAAAAAUCCAGGUCACUGCGACUGUUUCAAAAGGGCUUCACUGUUAAACUGUGUAUUGAAGAUGGAGACAAGCCAAGCACUUGCAGGACUGAUCAUAUUGUCUUCACAUACACUAAGGCAGGGAAUCUUCGCUAUUCUCCCAAGUUGCUCUUUGAUGUAGUGCUUGGUUUUAUAGCCGACAACAUACAGCAUGUUGACUCAUUAAUUGGCUUUCCUGAGCAGAUUGCUGAAAAACUUUUCAUUGCAGUGGAAGCAAGGAAGAAAUUUGUUGACCCCGACACAAGUACAAAGGCUCUACUUAAAUUCAGUGAGGCUUAUGGAAGUCUCGUGCUCCAAUCCCUGUGUUUACGAGACAGAUUUUUAAUGGUGUCAGAAAAGUUGGAAGAAAUCCAGUCUUUUCGUGGUUUGAUGUGCCUGGAUCUGUCGAGCUGUAAGCUGGGGGAUGAACAUGAGCUCCUAAUGCACUUGACAUCUGAAACCUUAGCAAGUCUCAUCUGCUUAUACCUUGGGGAUAACGGCCUUUCAGAUUCUGGUCUGCGGAAAAUGACUGCACCUGUCCGAGUGAUAAAGAAAGGUUUGGGGAAUUUGGAAGUGUUGGAUCUGUCCAAUAAUCCCAGAAUCAGUGAGCAUGGAAUGGGAUAUUUGUGCUGCUUUUCAAAGCUGAGGGCUCUCGAUAUCUCAGGAACUUGUGUUACGCCCAAUUGUUCGUCAAUCCAAACGAUUCAGAGUAAGUUGUCGCUCUUUCCUGCUGGGGAACCUCUGGAGGAAUUUAAGCACACGUGCUGCAAGACAGAAGGCUGGGCAGAGCAGGUGGUUUAUCAGUGGGAACGUGUGUCUGUUAGACGACGUGAGAAUGUUAGGGGCAGAACAAUGACACAGCAAUUCUAUGGAAUAAACAAAUUGAUCAACAUAGGAAUUGAUGGACUUUCAAAUGCUGAGCAAAUCAAGGAGCCAAUCAGGAUGCAGUUUCACAGAAGAGUCAGUAAGGAUCUCUGUGCAGAGUCCACUGUGACCACCACAUUAGGGGCCAGAAAGAGAAGUGGUGGACAAGCUGAAGUAACUGGGUGUUCUUCCCCUCUUGUGAAACGCAAGCGUGCUGAGCUGACCUUGGAUGAUUGGGACGUUUUGAACUGUUAUUGAGGAGAAACCUGUCGCCCUAAAAGAGUUAUUCUGCAAGCAAGCUGUGUGAAAAGGAUUUUAGAUAGCUCCCUCAUUAACAGGGCCGGGGUAGCUGAAUCGCACCAUAAUUGAAAAUUUCAACAUUCAUCCUUCUCAGCCUGACUAAGGUGAAAGUAUUGUCGGUCAGGUUGCAAUGUUUCUGAUUACACAUAUUUCCUAUCCUAGUUUCUGGAGUUGAAUUGCUUUUCAAGUUGUAUGAUAAACUGAAAUCAAGUAAUAAAUUUUUUUAGAUUGUA